Coffea eugenioides is the source of this 3714-nucleotide messenger RNA. RefSeq lists its product as uncharacterized. Bases 1 to 3714 code for a protein of 1237 amino acids. Gene Ontology annotation, molecular function: nucleic acid binding; RNA-DNA hybrid ribonuclease activity. The transcript has a single exon. The record is from RefSeq and is a predicted model, not a curated record. NCBI's taxonomy places the organism in Eukaryota, Viridiplantae, Streptophyta, Magnoliopsida, Gentianales, Rubiaceae.
AUGCGUCUACAAACCGCCGCGGAUGCACUCCGUUGCAAGACCUUCCCCAUGUUUCUGAAGGGUAAGGCCCGGCUCUGGUUCCAGGGCCUGGCACCGGGGUCUAUCUGGAGUUUCACCGAGCUGGCCAGACAGUUCACCGCCCAGUUCGUCUCCUCGAAGACUUACUCGAAAAACGUGGCCCACCUGAUGGCCAUCAAGCAGAAGCCGGACGAGUCCCUGAAGAAUUUAAUGACUCGCUUCAACACAGAAAGCCUGCAGAUCAGGGACAAGGAUGAAAAGAAGGUCAUGGCUGCCUUCAUGAACGGGCUAAGGGUAGAAGAACUCUACUACAAGCUUGCCGAACAGCCCCCCAAAAACCUGGAAGAGCUCUUGACCCGGGUUCACGCCGCCGCCAACGCAGAGGAGGCCACCCGCCUGAAACGACAGUCAGAUCGGGAAUUCGGGGAUCGGAGAGGACGGGGAAACCCCCUUGAAACCAAGGACGGCCAAACCAGGAAGAACGUCUUCGAUCGCCUCUCUAAGGAUAAAGCCCCCGCUCAACCGCCACUCCCGGAAAAAGGGUAUACACCCCUGACUCGGCCAAGGGCACAGAUCCUGGCUUUGAUGGAGGCAGAGGGUCUAGGAGGACGGCCGCCCAAGAUGGGGACGCCCCGGAAUAAAAGGAACCAGGACCGGUACUGUGCCUUCCACCGUGAUGUAGGGCAUGAUACGGAGGGAUGCUGGGCCUUGCGGAAGGAGAUUGAAGACCUGAUCCAGCGCGAUUUCUUGGGGCGGUUUGUGCAGCCAGGUCGGCCGGGCCAGGAGCGUGGACGUGCCUACCGCGAAGAGAGGGGCGAAGGCUACCGCCCUGAGCGGCGUGACGCGGCCCGAGGACACUCCCCCGACCAGGACACUCAGGACUUGGCAGGGGUUAUAAAUACCAUAGCCGGGGGUCCCACGGGAGGAGACAGCCAUACAGCCCUGAAGAACAGGCGACCUCCCCCCGAUGGAGAUGAUUCACUGAAGUGUCUGCGCAUGGAUGAGGAGAUCACCUUCGGACCAAGGGACGCGGUUCCCUUGGCAUCCGGAAAUCAUGAGGCCAUCGUAAUAGACGUCGUCACCAAUAAUUAUCGGGUGAAGAAAGUGUACGUCGAUCAGGGAAGUGCAGUGGACAUCCUGUUCUACAGGGUGUUCAAGGUGCUCGGCCUGGAAGAUGGACAGCUAACCCCUGUUCGAACACCUCUAGUAGGCUUUACCGGCCCACCCAUCAAUCCGGAGGGGAUGAUCACCCUGAUGGUCACAGUAGGUCAGGCACCCAGAUGUCGGACCAUCCCUGUCAACUUUGUGGUGGUCAAGCAGCCUUCCCCGUACAACAUAUUCCUAGGUCGGCCCGCUUUGAAUGCCCUCCGAGCGAUUCCCUCAUCGCUACGCCUCAGCGUCAAAUUCCCCGCCCCGGGAGGAGUUGCCGAGGUGCAUGGAGAUCCGGAGGUGGCCCGAGCUUGUUACCUAGCCAUGCUCCUGGGACACGAGAAGGUGGUCGCUCAGGUGACCAGCUUGGAGCCUUACAUCCCGGGGGAGGAGGAUCGGCAGCUGGGCACUCAGGAUGAGAUCGAGAAGUUCCCAUUGAAAGAUGACAGGCCUGACCAGGUAAUCCGCAUCGGUGCGUCGCUACCGCCCAAAGAGAAGGAUGACUUGAAGGCCCUCCUAAGGGAGUACGCCCAGGUUUUCGCUUGGACAGUGGAGGACAUGCCUGGGAUCCCGACUGACCUGGCCGUCCACCACCUCAACAUAGACCCCCGCUUUAAGCCAGUGAAGCAGAAGAAGAGGAACUUCGCUCCAGAGAGAAAUGAGGUGAUCAGGAAGGAGGUCGGAAAGCUGCUGGAAUCCAAAAUCAUCAUGGAGGUCUACUACCCGACCUGGCUAGCCAACCCUGUUCUGGUAAAGAAGGAGGACCAGUCCUGGAGAAUGUGCGUUGACUUUACAGAUCUCAAUAAAGCCUGCCCGAAGGACUGCUUCCCCUUGCCGAGGAUCGACAGGUUAGUAAAUGCUACUGUUGGUUUUGACGUUUUGUGUUACCUGGAUGCCUUCAAGGGAUACCACCAGAUAGAGAUGGCUGAGGGAGAUCGGGAAAAAACUUCGUUCAUCACCGAGGAAGGGACCUACUGCUACCGGAUAAUGCCAUUCGGGCUGAAGAACGCCGGAGCUACUUACCAGCGUUUGGUCAACAAAUUAUUCCAGAACCAGAUCGGCAGGAACAUGGAGGUUUACGUGGACGACAUGAUCGUCAAGAGCCGAGCAGGACCCCAACUCGUCCCCGACCUGAGGGAGAUCUUGAACAUCCUCUGGGAAAGCCGGAUGCGGUUGAACCCGAAGAAGUGCACCUUCGGAGUUAGGUCGGGCCGGUUCCUCGGUUUCCUGGUCUCCCGAGAAGGGAUCCGGGCGAACCCCAAAAAACUCCAGACCAUCAUGGACAUGGCCACUCCACGGAAUGUGAAAGAGGUCCAGCGACUCGCGGGAAGGAUGGCCGCUCUGAACAGGUUCCUCUCACGGUCUGCGGUAAGGGGGCUCCCCUUCUUCCGAAUCCUAAAAGCGCCCAAGGACUUUCAGUGGACCGAAGAGUGCCAGAGGGCCUUCACCGACCUGAAGGCGUAUUUGACCGAGCUGCCCACCCUGACCGCCCCGAAGCAGGGAGAAACGUUGUUCCUGUACCUGUCCGCUUGCAACGAGGCCGUCAGCGCGGUUUUGGUGCGGGAAGACAGGGGGGCUCAGAGGCCAAUAUAUUAUGUUAGCCGCGCCUUACAAGGUCCGAAAACGCGGUAUACUCCGGCAGAGAAAUUGGUCCUCGCCCUGGUACAUGCUGCCCGGAAGCUCCGACCAUACUUCCAGGCCCACAGCAUUGUGGUCAGGAUCGAUCAGCCCUUGCGACAGAUACUCAUAAAACCUGAGGUCUCGGGUAGGAUGACUAAGUGGGCCGUCGAGCUCGCCGAGCACGACAUCGGCUACCAGCCCCGCACCGCUAUCAAAGCCCAGGCCCUAGCAGACUUCCUCGCCGAAGGGGCCAGUCUGUCCACAACUGAGCCGAGCUUCCUGCCCGAGGAGGCCCGGCCGGAAGAGCUUUGGGUACUAUUCGUGGAUGGGGCCUCAAGCAAGGAGGGAAGCAGAGCUGGCCUGCUACUCACCUCGCCCACAGGGGAAGAGCUGACCUACGCGCUCCGGUUCGACUUCCCGGCAUCCAAUAACGAGGCCGAGUACGAGGCCCUAUUGACAGGGUUGCAGAUAGCCCACCAGAUGGGUGUAACCGCGAUCAAGGUUAGGAGCGAUUCUCAACUCGUAGUCAACCAAGUCCGCAGGGAGUACGAAACUAAGGAGGACGUCAUGAAGAAAUACUUGGCCAAGGUACGAGAGGCGAGAGCCCUGUUUGACAUUUUCGAGAUCGAGCGGGUGCCGAGGUCACAGAACAAGCGGGCGGACGCCCUGUCAAAAUUGGCAUCCUCCUCGUUUGCCCACCUUUGCAAGGAGGUCCUAAUCGAGGUGGUCGAGCAAAAAAGCGUUGAUCAGGUUCAGGUCCUGGCCAUAGACAGCCCAGCCUCAUGGAUGGCCCCCAUCGUAGAUUUUCUCAGCUCGGGAGACCUCCCCGCCAACAAAAUCGAAGCCCGCCGACUCCAGCUCAGAGCUGCUAAGUACGCCUACGCCGGGGGGACCCUCUACAGGAGGUCCUAUUCAUCCCCCGGCUAA